Cladophialophora yegresii CBS 114405 is the source of this 3663-nucleotide messenger RNA. RefSeq names its product DNA-directed RNA polymerase I subunit RPA2. The record is from RefSeq and is a predicted model, not a curated record. Gene Ontology annotation, molecular function: DNA binding; ribonucleoside binding; DNA-directed RNA polymerase activity. The transcript has a single exon. Gene Ontology annotation, cellular component: RNA polymerase I complex; nucleus. Gene Ontology annotation, biological process: DNA-templated transcription. Bases 1 to 3663 code for a protein of 1220 amino acids. Lineage: Eukaryota; Fungi; Ascomycota; Eurotiomycetes; Chaetothyriales; Herpotrichiellaceae.
AUGUCCGCAACCACCACCGCCACCGCGACGCGGACCACGACCAAGUCCACGGCCAAGUGGUCGGUCGAGUACGACACAGUCCGCCGCCACAAGCUCUUCAGACACGCUCCAAAAGAUCGCAGUGCUUAUCCUGCGCUUCAAGCCGCCGUGCAACCGCAUGUCGACUCAUUCAAUGCUUUAUGGGAUGAGGGUCUUAUAGACUCCGGCUUGAAAGAUAUUGGAACCUAUACUGUGGUCGAUGGAGAUACCCGCAACCCCAGCAAAAGCAUCCACCAUAACAAGCUCGACCUUCGUGUGACCGAGCUCAUCCUCGAAAAACCGACAUUACCCCCGUCCAACAAGUUCGCCAUCGAAGACCGGAAUAUCUACCCCGCAGAAUGUCGAGAGCGCCAUGCGUCCUACCGAGGACGGUUAAAAGCCAGGCUUCAGUACAGGGUGAACAAGGGCGAAUGGCAGGAGUCGGUGCGAGAUCUCGGGCAGAUGCCGAUCAUGCUGCGGUCCACCAAAUGUCACCUCGAAAAGUUCUCCCCAGCACAGAUGGUUCGGCACAAAGAAGAAGCCGAGGAGCUGGGCGGUUACUUCAUCGUCAACGGCAACGAGAAGCUGAUUCGCAUGCUGAUCGCCCCGAGGAGGAACUAUCCCAUGGCCAUCUCGCGAAAUGCGUUUCAAGCAAGAGGGCCGACCUUCUCAAAGCUUGCCAUGCAAAUUCGAUCAGUGCGACCCGAUCAGACCUCACAGACCAACGUCCUUCACUAUCUGACCGAUGGGAAUGUCACUUUCAGAUUUUCGUGGAGGAAGAAUGAAUACCUGGUCCCGGUGGUUAUGAUACUCAAAGCUCUAGUGGAGACGAACGACCGAGAAAUCGCCGAAGGUAUCAUUGGCUCGAAUUCGUCCAGAAAGGCGCCCAGUUCCUUCGUUGCCGACAGAACCGAGCUGCUCUUGCGGACUUACAAGGCGUACAAUCUGAAAACAAGGCAACAGACGUUGGCGUAUCUCGGAGAAAAAUUCAGGCCGGUCCUGAUGCAGCCCAUCACCAUGGCUGACGAGAAAGUUGGUGAGGAGUUCUUGAGGAAGGUUGUCCUCCCCCAUCUAGGUAAUGUCGACGUGAGCCCGGCUCAGAACAACGAUAAGUUCCAGCUGCUUUUGUUCAUGAUCCGAAAGCUCUAUGCUCUUGCAGCGGGCGACUGCGCCCUGGAUAACCCUGACGCAGUCUCCAGUCAAGAGAUCCUGCUCGGCGGUUUCCUCUAUGGGAUGAUCUUGAAAGAGAACAUAUACGAGUGGUUGGCCGGUAUCGGUGCUGCGGCUCGAGACUGGUCCAGGAUGAAGAACGGCGCUCAGUUCUCAGAACCGUCAUUCGAGGCAGAUUUCCUUCCCAAAAUCGUCAGAAGAACGAACGAAAAUCUGGCUGGCAAGCUAGAAUACUUCCUAUCCACUGGCAACCUGGUCAGUCAGACUGGGCUCGAUCUCUCCCAGACCUCGGGCUUCACAAUCGUCGCCGAAAAGAUCAACUUUUACCGUUUUAUCAGCCACUUUCGGUGUAUACACCGUGGUACUUUCUUUGCACAGUUGAAGACGACCACUGUGCGGAAAUUGCUUCCUGAAAGCUGGGGUUUUUUGUGUCCAGUGCAUACACCCGAUGGAUCUCCCUGCGGGUUAUUGAACCAUUUGGCCCAUCAAUGUCAAGUCCAGAUUAAGAGAAUCGAUACCUCGGGAAUUGAGAAAGCCGUUGUACAAAUGGGACUUUCGCCGACCGCACCAAUGGCCCUCAAUGAUGGCCUCUCUGUCCAACUUGACGGCAGGAUAUUGGGUUUCUGUCCCGCGAAAAGAGCAAGGGAGAUUGCACAGUUGCUUCGGCACUGGAAGGUCAAUGGUGCGCACAACAUCCCGGACGAGCUGGAAAUUGGCUACAUUCCCACCUCGAAUGGCGGGCUCUAUCCCGGCUUGUAUCUGUUUUCGGAUCCCUCGAGGAUGCUACGACCCGUCAAAUACAUACCCUCAGACAAGCUUGACUAUGUCGGCCCCUUCGAACAACAAUACAUGAAUAUCGCUUGCGUCGAAGCCGACAUCAUCCCGAAUCUCACAACUCAUAUCGAGUUCAAACCCACUAAUAUUCUUUCCAUCCUCGCCAACAUGACUCCCUUCUCCGACUUCAAUCAGUCGCCGCGCAACAUGUAUCAGUGCCAGAUGAGCAAGCAGGCUAUGGGAACCCCGUCAUCAAACCUAAUGUGUCGGACAGAUAACAAGGCGUACCUGCUGCAAACCGGACAGACACCUGUGGUCCGACCCCCAUUGUACAACGAAUACGGUCUCGAUAAUUUUCCUAACGGUAUGAAUGCGGUCGUCGCGGUCAUUUCAUACACCGGCUACGACAUGGACGACGCUAUGAUAAUCAACAAAUCCUCCCACGAACGAGGCUUUGGCGACGGGGUCAUCUACAAAACAAAGGUCUACAAGCUCAACGAGGACCAGCGCGCAGCACGGUCCAAGACCGAAAUCAAGUCACUCUUCGGCUUUGCUGACGGUGAUCCGAACAUCUCGCCUGAGGCUGUCACAUCUUUGGAUAAUGACGGUCUACCGGCAAUCGGAACCAAGGUCGGGGAAGGCUCAAUAGUACUGGCCUACCACACAGUCAUGUUCGAUCCCUCGGAAGGCAAGCUCAAGAAUCUCGACGGUAAUACCAUGUACUUCAAGUACAAGGAUGCUGAGGAAGCAUAUAUUGACCAGAUAAGGCUCAUAGGCGCUGAAAGCGGAGAUCAGCCGUGUCAAGCCAUCAGCAUCAAGUACCGGAUACCCAGACGACCUAUCAUCGGAGACAAGUUCUCCUCUCGGCACGGCCAGAAGGGAGUCCUGUCCAUGCUUUGGCCAAGUGCGGAUAUGCCUUUUAGCGAGUCUGGGAUUCAGCCGGAUGUCAUCAUCAAUCCCCACGCCUUCCCGUCUCGAAUGACCAUUGGCAUGUUCGUCGAAUCUCUCGCCGGCAAGUCUGGGGCUCUCCACGGUCUCGCGCAAGACUGCACGCCUUUCUCCUUCGACGAAGAUAAUACUGCUGGCAACUUCUUCGGCGACCAACUCCGCGAGGCCGGGUACAACUUUUACGGCAAUGAGCCCAUGUACAGCGGUAUCACUGGCAAGGAAUUUGCAGCCGACAUCUACAUUGGUGUUGUGUACUACCAACGAUUGAGACACAUGGUCAGCGAUAAGUUCCAAGUACGUACGACUGGUCCGGUCAACGCGCUGCACGGCCAGCCGAUCAAGGGCAGAAGCAAGGGCGGUGGUAUCCGUGUCGGUGAGAUGGAGCGCGACUCUUUGAUCGCCCACGGUUGUGCAUACCUGCUUCAAGAUCGCCUUAUGGACUGCAGUGACAAGACUCGCGCUUGGGUGUGCCGGUCGUGCGGCAGUUUUCUGAGUACCAUGAUGGUGCCGAAUCAGUUCACGGCCGGCAAGAAAGGAGGUCGAGUGGAGCCUAGCGGGAUGGUGAGAUGUCGGGCUUGUGCCAGACAGGCGACGUUCGACGACAGUAAGAUGAUAGUCUGGGAGGACGGCGCAGGCCAGAAGUUUGUGGGCGGCGACAACACGACUGUUGUCAACGUGCCGGGCGUGCUCCGGUAUCUAGACGUGGAACUCGCGGCGAUGGGCGUACGGACUAAGUUUGAGAUUGAGAAUUAG